CGAGAAAAGAUGUAAACAAAAAAAAAAAAAAAUAAUUGUGUUUAGGAUACUGCAAUUUCAAUGUGAACAACAUUUGAACAGUUUUAUAGUUUCUACAAUGGAUGAAGCAACCGUACGAAAUCAAAAGCGCACUGAACUCAACCUGGAGCGCCAAUUGCAUCGGAAGGCGGAAAUCGACAUCAACCGAACCGGUCUCGGUGAAAUGCUGCAAGAGGCACAAGAGAUCGAAAACAUAACUAGCCAAGAGAUCAAGGGUCUCGCGUCGAGAAUCAAACGACGAAAGCAUGCUGAUGCGAAGGAUCUUUUGAAGCUUAGCUACGGGUUUCAACAAAGUGCUGAAAAUAUUUCCGUAUUCCUACGGAUAACCGGCUCGAUCAAUGUAAUCGUGAAGGCACUAACCGGCCAGUCAUCCGAAUUGCAAGAGCUGGCUGGAGAAUGUUUGUGUAAUCUUACACUUGGGGAUGAAGUGUGCUGUGAAAAGGUGGCCACUUUUGCCGGAACGUACUUAAUAACAUUUCUGGAGAAUUUGAAUAAUCAACAAAUAAAUAGUACGUGUAUUUGGACCUUGCAGAACAUAAUUUCUUCAGGAGUAAAAUCCAUGAAAGUUUUGUCCUCACAAGGGAUUGUAGCCCGAUUCAUUCACCUUUUGAGUGAAACCGGAAAUGACUUGCUUUAUACUGAGAUCUUAUUAGCCAUCGAUCUGAUAUUAGAGUACAAAUUUGAUUUCAUCAGCAAAGAUUUAGUUUUGGUCCAAUUGCUACCGAUUAUAUCUUCAAAGAAACCACAGCUUAACAGUUUGAAGGUGCUUUACAAAUGCUUAUUUCUCAUUCGUUUCGAAACUCUGCACCAAAAUACAUUGAUUCAAGUUACAAAUCACUGCAUCGAAAGUUUUGCGGCAACACUCAGGCAAAUGUCUCAUACUACUCGCUGUGCAGAAACGGUGUUGGCAGUAAGAAUAUUGGCAAAUUUGGUAGCAACGAACGAAGCACCAUACAGCAAUAUGUUGUUGAGCGAGUCUCAGCAAAGAAACGUUGAAUUGGCAAAUCUUUUCAAUGCGAACUCGGAGGCAGGUCACAUACAAAUUUGCAGAGAGUUUCUGUGGCUAUUUGGAAACCUGCACAUUGCAGCGAAUCAACUGCAACUUGAACAUAUAGAGUUGGCCAACUUACUCCAAAAUUUGAAUGUUCCAGAAGUAUUAGUGUGUUGUUGAUAAUUCCAGGAGCAUAUUUAAAAUUAUCAACAGUUAAAAUAGUUUACUAACUUUGUUUAAUAGCUACGUUUAAAUAUUGGAUUUUCUAGUGUACCACACAUUAUAAUUCGAAAGUCGUUAAUUGUACAGAAUGAAUAUAAUUUAUAAAGAAUAAAACUGAGAAUAACAU
Molecule: messenger RNA, 1379 nt
Organism: Malaya genurostris
Lineage: Eukaryota; Metazoa; Arthropoda; Insecta; Diptera; Culicidae
Exons: 3
Coding region: 98-1210 (370 amino acids)
Source: RefSeq, a predicted model, not a curated record